Molecule: messenger RNA, 1458 nt
Organism: Vanrija pseudolonga
Lineage: Eukaryota; Fungi; Basidiomycota; Tremellomycetes; Trichosporonales; Trichosporonaceae
Exons: 3
Coding region: 1-1458 (485 amino acids)
Biological process (GO): protein N-linked glycosylation
Molecular function (GO): alpha-1,6-mannosylglycoprotein 6-beta-N-acetylglucosaminyltransferase activity
Source: RefSeq, a predicted model, not a curated record
AUGUUCUUGUUCCACCACCGCCGCGGCGCGGCGCUGCUCGUGAUCCCUCUCCUCUCGUUCGCCCUGCUCCUGGGCUACGUGGGCACCGACGCGCCGGGCCUGGCGCGCUUCAAGCCUACCAGCGUUCCGCGCGCUCCAGACUUCAACGACCGCAUGCAGACGCAGCUACUGGCGCCGUUGCCCGCCGACCCCAAGGAGGAGACAAAGGGAUACCACAACUACAAAGCGUACACCGAGCACAAGCUGCGCGAGAUCACCGCGUGCUCGGCGCGUGGGGACUGUCACCCGAACGCGGACAAGGUGAGUGGGAUUGUCAUCUUCUCGUCGGUGUGGUGCAAGAUGGCAUUCUACGCGCACUACAAUGGCGGUGAGGGCGUGUGGUGCCACGGCGUGGUGAGUGCGGCCGCCUUCACCCUUUGCAUGUGCUUUCACACCCUGACUUCCUCAGCAACGUUCGCUCCGUACAUUGCCCAUUUACACCGGCAGCUUGGCGACAUGGUCAAGGCCAUCUUCGCCGAUACGGAGCGGGAGGAGUUUGGUUCCAUCAACAACUUUUACGGCGGCAGCGGGUUCCCUGCUUGGAAGGUGUUCGCCUUCUCGUACUGGGCACAGGGGAUGCCACAUCCUAUCGGGCGACCGUGGACUGUGCUCGGCGAGCCUAGCCGCGACGUUGCGAGCAGUGAGUUGGGCGAGGCGUGGUACUCUGGGCUGACGGCAGACUACACGUACCUGGGGUACGAUCUCGAGCCGUACGCCGACGACACCGAGUUUAUUCCUCUCAAAGAGCGCCCGAUGCGCGUGUUCAUCCUCGCCAAAAGAGUCCAAUACUUCUACCCUUCAUGGGCGCCGGCACUGUUUUCGCACGAUGUGAUCAGGAGAGCGCUCAUCGAGCUACGACAGGAAUUCCCGACGCUCGACUUUGUCGGUUCUUUCGUGGACGACCGGAACGAGGAGGAGCUCGCCAAGUUUGGCGACAUGGAGCUUCCAGAAGGCGUCAAGAACCUCGGCCCGUUAAACGCCACGCAGUUUGACGCGGCGCUUGCCCGCUCCCGCAUGGUGAUCGGCAUUGGGUGGCCCACGACCUCGCCGAGCCCGUACCGUGCGCUUGCACGGGGCACUCCCUUUGUCAACCCCCACACGCUGGGCGACAGCGGCAAGGACGAGGAGCCUGACUCGUGGCCUAUGGUCCAGCACGACUCGAUGCGGACGACCCCCGAGCCGAUGGUGUACAGUGUCCGCGCGCAAGACUACGACGGCCUCCUGCGCGCCAUCCGCAUCGCGCUCACGACUGAGAUGAAGCCGUACCGCUUUGAGCGGAUGGAGCCCGACGUCGUAGACAAGAGAAUCUCGGACUUUGUCAACGCUGACUGGAGAGGAUACGCCAAGUUGAUCUUGGAGGAGCGCAAGGCGGGCAACGAGACACAGCAGGGCCCUGGGUUGGGGUUGUUUGAACUCUAG